CCCUGGCCGCCGGUAAAUGUUGGAUUCCUCGGUGGAGGGCAGCAGGCGUUGUGACAUUGGUACCGAGAAACUAUCACAUGCAGCCGGCAGAUAUUUAGCGGUGCCCACCUGCCAGUACCACCUGAGAAGCAGCAGCCCACCGGAACGGUCGGACUACCGAGAUGAAUAACCCGAAGGCAAAGACGUUCCAGCCUCCGCUGUGAAACGUUUAUCUCUCCUUUCCCGGUUUUUUUUUGAUGGCAGGAGUGCACUCCAGUACCUGCGAACGAUGUCUUUUUUGAUGAAAAAGAAGAAGUUUAAGUUUCAAGUGCAUUUUACAUUAGAGGAGCUUACGGCGGUGCCUUUUGUCAACGGAGUGCUAUUCUGUAAGAUCCGGUUGAUUGAUGGUGGAGACUUCGCCGUUCUGUCAUCCAGGGAGGAGGUGCAACAGAACUGUGUUCGAUGGGGGAAGAAGUUCUCCUUUGUGUGUAAAAUGAGUGCGAAUCCAGUCACUGGCAUGUUGGAACCCUGCAUCUGUAGGGUCUCUGUACGCAAGGAGCUUAAAGGAGGAAAAGCCUAUUCAAAGCUAGGUUUUGCUGAUCUGAAUAUUGCAGAGUUUGCAGGUAGCAGUUCCAAAGUCCGCUGCUGCAUCCUGGAGGGCUAUGACACAAAAAAUACUCGCCAGGACAACUCAAUUCUCAAGGUGACGAUUGGGAUGGCGCUUCUCUCCGGUGAUCCAUGCUUUAAAAUGCCUCCCAGCACAGCCAAAUCUGUCUCCGAUGGAGAUGAGGAUCCCACCUUGCAGCUGGACUGUAAGGGGGAUAGCACUGAUGAUAAAGUACAACCACUCAGCACAAUUAUGGAGAGACCACGUGCUUUUAAACCUAGACAGACAUCAGUACGUAGUUUAGGGCUGCCUGAUGAGGGGAGUAAUGUCACCAACCAAGAUGAUGUCUUUCACGCUGGUCAUUUCCGCAACUCCAGUUUUGCCAGCCAACAUAGCAAGAUAUCAGGUUACAGCACAGGACACUCUCGCUCCUCCAGCCUGACUGAUCUCAGUCACCAUCGAAACACUUCGUCCAGCAGCGGCACUUCAUGCGGGUUUGCUCACCCACAUCCCUCCACCCCGACACAGCUGCAUCAGCAAGGAACUCCUACCAAACCAGAGAGACCUCCGCCACCUUCCGUAGCUGCCAUCAUGUCCAGUAGAUCGUCCAGAAGGAUGAAUGGCCUCCUGGAGAGGCAACAUAGCUGUGUGGACGAUACCCGCUUUGAUGCUGAUGACAUCGUGGAAAAGAUUGUUCAAAGUCAGAAUUUUUCAGACAGCAGCAACAAUGAAGACAGCAAUUUGCAGUUGUUUGUCAGCAAAGAUGGGACCACUACCCUUAGUGGGGCACAGCUCGCCAACAGAGUAACCCCUGGUGUUUUUGAAGCUGUGGUCAUUGAGACACAUUGAACCAUGCAUCAUCCCGUCUGCUGCAGAAUGAACUGCCUUAGGAUUCUUAGGCAUCUGAAUGUAUGUGAAUGAGUGUACAAGUAUGUGCGAAUUUUCUUUCAGUACACACCAAUUUAAUGUAAGACUACUAUUACAUAGGUACUGGUGAUGUAGAGGUACAGGUAAUGCUGGUGCUGCUUCUGGUGUAGACACUGUGGGUUCAAUGUUCCAAUACCCAGCCAGGGUAGGUUCCAUACAGGUUGUUGUUGUUUUGUUUUUUUUAAUGGGUGGACUGCAUGAAGACGGGCAUCCGGCAAGCAAACAAUGGAUGCAAACUUAGACAAGAUAAUAUCUGCAUUAAUAAUAAAUAUGUCACAAUAUUCACGUAUUGACGUAGUGGUUAACACGUUCGUAACACAGACAAGCAGUUUAAAUAAAAUGUCAAAACUAGUGUAGCUUAAAGCACCACUAGGUAACUUUUCAGUUUUGGUCGAUUUUAGCGACGCCGGUGGACAGAAGCGGUAGUGUUUUGCCUUAAGGAAGACUGCGUUUCCCAUGAGGACUAGCGCACAGUGUCGUAAAAUCAUGAUCUCCCGGUCACCUGCUGUUGGAUCAAAUGACAUUUUUUCUUUUUCUAGUGGCUGUGUGAAGGAUGAAUGGUAAUAAGGUAAUGAAUCCAGUCGUGACUAAACAAUAGUAUAUGACGGUUAGCAAACGUGUUGCUCAGUGCGGCUAACCCUUCCACCCACUUGACUCGUUAGCGCUAACGAGUUCGGUUGGGGAGAGGGGGGUCUCACCAGCUUUUGGAAGCUAGGCCAAUGUUUACUUUUGAUUAUCCUUUUAUCCUGGUAGCCUUUUUUUUCUCCUCCUCGGACUAAACUUUUUGUCUCUUUUCUUGCUCUGCCAUCUUGGCAGAAUUCGCGCAAAGGCUUUCUCAUCGACUUCCUUCUUUAUAAUGAAUAGGGAAAGGGGGAAGUGACCUAUGCCGUAAAGGAGUCAGCCCAUUUGUAGGUUUUUUUUGUGUGGCACCCUCCUCAAAGUUAAUUAGUGCCUGUGAAAGUGAUGCAGACCCCCUUAAGAUAUAUAAGAGGAGUCAUUCAACUAAUUGUCAGUCAACGUAUCGUCACAAAUAUAUGACAGUAUUUUAUAAAGGUUGAAAAAUUACCUAGUGUUGCUUUAAAGACAUGUUAAAAUGCCAGAUCAGUUAAAUGAACUGUUUUUACAUUGAACACGCAAUAACUUUGCAUAUUACUAUUUGCAACCGUGAAACUAAGGAAACAAAUCAGCAACCUUAGAAAAGCUGUAACGGCGUGAAUCUUAUUUCAUGAAUUAAAUCACUGGCUUCCAUUGCAUGGGAGGGGUAUCAGUUAUAAUUUACUGCCCCCCGCCCCCCGUCAAAAUGGAGUGGAUGUCUAUCAAACGUCAAUGUGACUGAAACAUGAUCAUUGAGUACCAGGCAUCACAGUUCAAAAGGAUUUGACAUCCAUUGCUGUUAAUGGCAGUGAAUGAGCAUGUCAGCCUGGUGAGCCCUGUUGAAUGUUGCAAAACAUCCGUAGCAUUAAGUGUAUUCUAUUACAUUUAACACUGUUUGUGCCAAUCAAGUCGUAUCAGAUAUAUAGAUUUAAAGGCUAUAGUGAACUUUAUGAUCAUAUGUUAUGUUUCUAUGACUUCGAGUGAAUCAGUAAUUUUCAUUCUGAUCAUAUCUUAUUUAGUCUAAGAAAAAAAACAGAUGAGCUUGAUUUUUUUCUGUUCUUUAUUUUAGUAUGCGAUCCAUGCGGACACACUUUUGCACACAAUUAAGAGGAUUACUUGAAACCUCGUAAAAAAUGUGCACAUUUCAUUUUAAAUGACAAAUGUUUUUUUCAAAAACUCAUAUGGCAGGCCAUAUGUAACACUGUACUGUAUCUGAAUACAUAUAAACUAAUCGCAAUUUUUUUUUUUUUUAAUCUACAUGCCUUCUUGUAGUCCACCUGAUCAUCCAGUUGGACUUUUGGACUUAUAAUGUCUUAAAUGCCCUUCAUACAGAGUCAUGGGAAAAAUUGUGAGUUAAAUUGGUAAUAUAAAAUGUAUUUUCUUUAAAUGAAAACCAAAAACAAAAGCACUAAAUGAUUGAUGACAAAUGACUUCACAGACUCACAAUUGAUAUUGACAAACUUUAAAAGUUAAAAAAAUUGUUUUUAUCUUUUUUUUUUUUUUUUUUUAUCUCCAGCAUUGUACUUUAACAGUAAUCGCCACUCCUUCUCAGGUUAUAGAUUUGUGGUCCUUAUGUGGUGAAACUAGGGCUGUCAAACGAUUACAAUUUUUAAUCGAGUUAAUUACAGCUUAAAAAUUAAUUAAUCAUAAUCAAUCGCAAUUCAAACCAUCUAUAAAAUACGCCAUAUUUUUCUGUAAAUUAUUGUUGGAAUGGAAAGAUAAGACACAAGAUGGAUAUAUACAUUCAACAUUCGGUACAUAAGGACUGUAUUUGUUUAUUAUAACAAUAAAUCAACAAGAUGGCAUUAACAUUAUUAACAUUCUGUUAAAGCGAUCCAUGGAUAGAAAGACUUGUAGUUCUUAAAAGAAAAAUGUUAGUACAAGUUAUAGAAAUUUUAUAUUAAAACCCCUCUUAAUGUUUUCGUUUUGAUAAAAUUUGUAAAAAUUUCAAUCAAAAAAUAAACUAGUAGCCCGCCAUUGUUGAUGUCAAUAAUUACUUACACCAGUACUUCUCAAAUAGUGGGGCGCGCCCCCCCAGGGGCGCACAGUAUUUUUGAAGUAAGCAAGAGCACACGGAAGAGACUCAUGAAGAGCUGGAGAGCUCUGCGCCGUUUUCGAAAGCCGUUUUCCGGCCGGACUCACGCAGCGACCCACUGUCUUCUCCGGUUCUCACGUGACCACCCGAGAAGUGCCAUUUUCGGCACGACCGCCCUCACCUACGGUUCUCCCUCGGCCGCCGAGAAUGCGCUUUUUUCGGGCCGUUUGCCUUUUGGCUUUGACAUUUAAUACAGUGGUAGACGAGGAAAGACCACUGUUUACUGUGUCUAAAAAUGAUUAUAGCGGACAGCCGGAAGCCAAAUCAAGUAAGACGCCACGCCAAGACAUUAGACCCCAAUCUCAUUGAUAAGCCGCUUGGUUGUUUUUCAGCGAAAACGUGCCGAAUAUUGCCAACAAUCGUCCCGCUUUGUCAGUGUUAUAUCAGUAAACCAGUGAGCACUGUUAGCAUGCUCGGUGCAAUAUAAGCCCACAUCAUUGCAAACUAGAAGUGACACUGGGAGCAGCGAAAAUAAAUGGUAAAAACUGUUCUUCUGUCCAAUUACACUUUUUUUUUCUUUUUUUUCUUCUAUUCAGUUUUGUUUUUUCGGUCAAUUUUUUGGGCAUAUUGUCCUCAUGAGUUAAUGUUUCUAAUCAAUUUAAAUUUGUUAUUAUUUACUGAUUUUAUUUUUCAGUAUCAAAUGGUCAAAAAUGUACCUUGAGUGUAUUUUUACAGUUUGGAUGUGACUUUUUUUUUUUUUUUAAUUCAGGCAAAUUGAUGCGCGUUGUCUUUUCUGUUACAAACAAAACAAUGUUAAUAAAGUUAUACUUUAUAAGUUGAUCUGUUAUUUUCCCUAAUAGAAAAAAAAAGGAUACAAUGUGAGGCAGAGGCGUACUUAUAAUAGUAAUAUUAUAGACAAAUGAUACUAUUUACAGUGACGGCAGAGCUUGGGGGGCGCGAAACAUUUACGUCUUCCUAGGGGGGGCGUAACAGAAAAUAAUUGAGAAGCACUGACUUACACAAUGCUCAUGGGCCUAUAAAAUCAGUCGCACCAAAGCGCCAGCAGAGGGCGGCAAAACUCCAUAAAACACAACAAGUGAACGUUUCACUGUACUGUCAUUUAAAUCUGUCUGAGCGGGGCAUCUGCGUUAAUUGCGUCAAAUAUUUUAACGUGAUUAAUUUAAAAAAUUAAUUAACGCCCGUUAACGCGAUAAUUUUGACAGCCCUAGGUGAAACCUUUUAUGUUUGGUCAAGUUUUAUUACUCUAUAUUCUGCUGUACGUUAAAAAUCCCUAAUCAAUUUAAUUAUUACAUUUAAAUUCAUUUAAUCAAUUAAAAAGUUAUAUUUUCUGACGAUUUAAAGACACCGUGUGAUUGGACAGGCUGGAGUGAUUAUACACAGAAAAAAACAACUGGUGACUUUACUUGAUAAAAUUUAAUAAUAAUUUGCACUUACUUUUAUUAAGUAAAUUUUACUGGUAAAAUGUACUUUAUAGAAGUCUUCGCAAAUUGUUACAAUGAUUUUAUCAAGUAAAUCCACCAGUUAUUUUUUUCAGUGUAGGACUUCCGACUUCAAGCUUGUGUGUGGUCAUGUGACUGUAUUGUUACAUCUGAUUGGUAUAAUGAAGUCAUGUGAUUAUUGUUGCAACGUGAAACUGGUAAAUGUUACUGAUUGAUUGAUACUGAUACUGUUGAUUUAUGUUUAUCUGGAGGUUUUAUUUCUUUUUAUUCAUUUUUGGACAGGUUUUAAAUGGUGUUUCAGUAUGCGAAAACAUUUACACUUUUUUUUUUUCCUAUUGUACUGCAUGUUUGAAAGAAAUGUUCAAUCAAUGAGGGAAUAUUAGCGCUGCACUCUAAAGUGAGAAUUCAAAUGAGGAGCGGACACGGGUCACAUUUUUUCUAUUGACUGACAAAUAUAGAAAUGGUCCAAAGCUGAAAAUGCUUAGUUGCUCUUUGUUAAUGCUAAACAUCAAUUCCAUUGCAUUGUUUGCCUUUCGUAACUUGUUGAAUGUUGUUAAUUGUGGCAAAUAAAAAGGUAUCAAGGCUAGCAUAGACCACUCAAAAAGGGCUCAUAGGAAUAAAGCAUCAACGUUGUGCAUCAUUUUUGUUUUUUUAAACCACUCCUAUUUUUCGACGGAACAGACUAACUUGAAUUUUUGUUGUGCUUUCGUCACUUUGCUCUGACUGAUUCAUGCAACUACUGUGGGGGCUUUACUAGUUUGUUAUAUAAUGAGAAAAUCCAUACUAUGUUGAACUGUUUGUGUGAACUCUGCUCUUGUCACAUUGUGUACGAAGCUGCAGUGAGAGGCGUCCCAAAGCUGACACUACAAAGCUUUCAAUGUACGGAGACUGUCAGUGUAAACAAUGGACCGUUACGCCACUGGACACAUUUGUGCGGCUGUGUAAUAAAUCACAUGCAUGCAGGCCAUGCUUAUUCAACUCUGUCCGUGGGACUCUUUGCCUUGCUCCAGAUGAUAACCGGAAAAUACUAUACAAAUUCAAGAGAGCCUGAAAUGAUUCAUGUUCAACAAGGGCGUAGGUUUGCAUAGAGAAGGAAGGAACAUAACACUACCAGCUUUUCAGGAUGCUCAAAUUGUCCCCACCAACUUUUAAGCAACCUUAUUUGCAUUAUAUCAUGAGUUCAGUGGUAUAGGUCAUUUAGAUUGUCUUCCUAUAUGUUGUAAGGAUAGAAUAGACCCUACCUGUUGAAUUAUUUUCAUUAUGUUCAGAUUUACAUUUAUCCCUUUUCACUUGCAUAAUGUGUCGGUCUAUUUUUUCCCCUCAAACGCACGUUUGAUUGGCUGAUAACUUGACCGCAUGCCCCACAAGGCACACUCACAGAGCCCCAACAGAUUCAUGUCGACAACAUUCCGCCUCCUUUGAAGAGGAGGGAUAUUAGUUUUUUCGGCCUGCAGCAACCACUGUAAGUCUUGUAAAAAGACGUCAAUGUUGUGGAGGUGGGGGAAACAUCACAAAUUUUGCUACUGAAGUCCGACCUGAAUUAGAGUUGGCAUAGCAAUAAACUGUGUGAACUUGCUAACCUACAAAACUACAGCGGUCAGGCCAGCCUAAACAAGGAACAGCAAAUUCAAGCCAGCCGUCCUUCAUUUAGAUCAUUGUUUGCAUUAUGUGCAUUACGGUAAUGCAGAGUGGUGGCUUCAGAGUGCAAGUCCUUUUAUUUAAAAACAGCGGGGAGCUAUCCAAGAAUGGGUCCACUUCAGGAGAACACUGACAACAACAUGGACUGACAUGGGGAAAAAAAUCUGUGAAUUGAAAUCACACAUCAGAAUUUCAUGAGAGUGCUUUGGUUCAAAUCUUGGGGCAGUGGUUCAUAGCCUUGCAAAAGGUACCGAACCCCAAGUGUUUCACAUGUGGAUUCACCAAACCCUUGGGAAUUAGAUAAUAAAGCAAUUUUUUUCAAAUUCAAAACCGAUAUAGCUAAGCCAGCAAGCUAAUUAUUUAGCAAAAUUCUUAUUUAAAAAGCAUGUUUUAUGAACAGGUCAAAAUUUGAGAUCACGCUGUCCAUUGGUCUGUUCUAUUCCCGUAUGCCAAGUGCGAGUCGACCUUCCACUGAGCAAACCAGUUUCUGCUCCAAUCUGAUCGAGGACUAACAGUUAAAAGAAAUGGAUUAAGCCUGUAAAUUGGGAGCAAACCAGACCAAAACCUGGUCUAAAUAACCCACAACCCAGGUUAAGAACCACUGUCUUGGAAUAGUUCAGUAUAGAGAGACAGCGAGCACCAAAAGUGGUAUUUGCCAUGUGGCAAAAUCCAUUUUGCCACAUGGCAAAAAAAAUGCCACAUGGCAAAAUCAACUUUUCCACAUGGCAAAAAAAUGCCACAUGGCAAAAUCCAUUUUGCCACAUGGCAAAAAAAUGGCAAAAUCCAUUUUGCCACAUGGCAAAAUCCAUUUUGCCACAUGGCAAUAUCAAUUUUGCCAUACGGCAAAAAAAUGCCACAUGGCAAAAUCCAUUUUGCCACAUGGCAAUAUCAAUUUCGCCAUACGGCAAAAAAAAUGCCACAUGGCAAAAAAAUAAAAAUACCACAUGGCAAAAUCAAUUUUUCCACAUGGCAAAAAAUGCCACAUGGUAAGAUCAAUUUUUCCACAUGGCAAAAAAUUCCACAUAGCAAAAUCCAUUUUGCCACAUGGCAAAAAAAUGCCACUUGGCAAAAUCCAUUUUGGCACAUAGCAAAAAAAUGCCACAUUGGCAAAAAAAAAAAAAAUUCAACUUGGCAAAAUCCAUUUUGGCACAUGGCAAAAAAAUGCCACAUGGCAAAAUCCAUUUUGCCGCAUGGCAAAAAAUGCCACAUGGUAAAAUCCAUUUUGCCACGUGGCAAAAAAAAUGCCACAUGGCAAAAAAUGCCGCAUGGCAAAAUCAAUUUUGCCAAAUGGCAAAAAAAUGCCACAUGGCAAAAUCCAUUUUGCCACAUGGCAAAAAAAAUGCCACAUGGCAAAAUCCAUUUUGCCACAAGGCAAAAAAAUGCCACAUGGCAAAAAAAAUGCCACAUGGCAAAAUCCAUUUUGCCACAUGGCAAAUACCACUUUUAGUUCUCGCCCCUGCUGGAAGUAUGCCUCAGAUGUAGAUCGGUCCUAGGAUAUCUGAUUUUUUUUUUAUUCAUUUUUUUCCCAAAAUCACUUUUAUAUUGCAAUACUUUUGUUUGAUUCUCAUGGUUCUCCAGUGUCCCCAGAAGUGGACCCAUUCUUGGAUAGCACAGCAAGGGACUUGCAACCUCGACCCCCAUUCAAUUAUCUGUUUGGUUUUAUUAAUGUCCCGUCCCCAGCAAAAAGUGUACAUGCGUUUUAUUCUGUUAUGUUGUCCCUACCAAUGUUAAGGCCAAACCUACACCCUUGCUGUUCAAUAUAUGGUGAAGAAAUUGAAGCGAGAAAAACACCUCAAAUAAAUUUUUGUACUUUUAGCUACAAUUUAAUUGUACUAUUAUAAUCGGUCAAUAAUAGUCAGUAUUCAGAUUUUUUGCCUCUGUAUAUUGAGAUGGUGAGAGAGUGGACAUCACGACUCUUUCUUUAACCCCUCAGAACUGCUGUUUAACCCAAAUAUAAGUCAUAUCUUUGAACAUAAGGUCACUUUUAACCCUAAAUAAAUUCAGACCAGCAGGCUGGUUAAUGUAUUUGAGCUGAAAGACCCUGUAAAAUGAGAUCUAAAGUGAAAUAAAAGUAUCGAUAUAUAUAUAUGAGGGAGAUGGCUCAUUGUCGGAGGAAUUUCUUUUAACGAGUAUUUUUUCUUCUGUACAUAUUUGACUGUGUGUCUCCUCUAAUAUUACAUGUACAUUUUCACUAAUGAUUUUCUUUUUGAGGGGUUAAAAUGAAAAUUAAAUAAGAACCUUGGUUACAGAAUACGGUAUGUUGCUUUGUUUUCCUCUCUGACCAAAAAUAUUUGUAUCUGAAUAAAAUUCAAUUGAAUUAUCUUGUCUUUUUUUAAAACACAUGUACACAAACAUUGUUUGCUUGGGAAAUC
Messenger RNA from Corythoichthys intestinalis (scribbled pipefish), 9612 nucleotides. Its product is annotated as early estrogen-induced gene 1 protein-like. The record is from RefSeq and is a predicted model, not a curated record. Lineage: Eukaryota; Metazoa; Chordata; Actinopteri; Syngnathiformes; Syngnathidae. The transcript has 12 exons. The coding region runs from base 269 to 1435 and encodes 388 amino acids.